AUGAAAGCCGAUACAUCAUUAUUAUGUACUUUUAGUGCAUUUAUAUAUUGUAUAAUCAAUCCAGCGUAUGCUUCAAAUGAUGAAAGAUAUGGAGUUAAUAUAUCUGAUCCUUUUAAAUUCACAUCUCAAAGGAGUCAAGGAUCGUUUGAUGGAAUAUCUCUUCAACGACCACAGUCUUAUAUGGAAAAAGUUAACGUAAGAAGUAUUUUGUCAAAAGCCUUAAGUAACAACUUAUAUCGUCAAACAUUUUUGGAAGCUAUGCCAAUGCUAAGUGAACUUACUCCAGAGCAAUCAUUAGGACUAUCGGAACUUAUAUCUUCAAGAAUAAGUUCAAAAUCCGUCAACGAAGAAGAAAUUCAAAAGAUUUCAAAAAUAUUUGGUAGAAAAAAGUCACAGAUUCUCAAACUUGUCGAUGACCUAGCAACUUUUGUUCGAAGCUCAGCACAUAAAUUGAAUGGACUUGAGUCAAAUGGUGGUCUUUUAGAAACUCAAUCAAAUAGACGAUCAACUCAACUAACAUCUAGUGAAUUGAAAAUUGAAAGAGGGAAUAAAGGUAUUGAAGAAGAAUUUAUCGACCCUCGAACUAUCAAUGAGCAACUUUUGGAAGGUUUUAAAUAUCAAUCUUUUGAGACUGAAUCAAAGGAUCGUCACAAACGGGCGGUAACUCAACUUCUUCAUAAACUUAUCCGGAUACCUCCCACAAAUUCAACAAUUGAAGAAAUACCUUCACAAAAAUAUCAGAGUUCUGAAUUGAAAUUAAAUACAAGCAGUUUUGUAGGACCAAGUUCGGUUACGGAAACAAGUCUAGACAAUUCAGAAAAUAGCACAACUUUGACAUAUGAACAAAUUGAAGAUCUGGCAUUUGCUGAUUUGAAUGGAACUGAAAUUGAAUUGCAUGGAAAUUCUACUGAUGGGAAUGAACAGUUGCCAAAUCCAGAAGAGUUGGUUGGUAAUCCUCGAUAUCGAAUUUCUGCAAAGCAUCGCAUCAAUUAUUUGAAAGGAGAUACUAAACGGAAGCGUAUACCAGUUCGGUCUCAUCAAAUUAAAUUACUUCAGAAGCAAUGUGAACGUUUUACAGCAUCGAUGUGUAUCAAAGCUGAUGAUUAUCCUUUGGAACAGAUUAUGGGAAGUAUCCGAAGACAUAAAAAUGCCAUGUCAGCACUGUUAGCAGAGUAUCGUGACAAAACAGCAGAACUUGAAUAUCAGGAACAAUUGGAAGAAUACCAAUUCAACAGCAAAAGAAGAGAAGAUGGAAGUGUCAUAACUCCAGGAGGAAUGUGUGCCAGUGUUGUAAGAUACGCUCGUCCACAGAAAGCUCGAUCAGCAUCAGGUGAAUGGAAGUAUAUUGUCAAUACUGGAAAACAUACACAAACUUUGAGGCUUGAGAAAUGCAGUACUCCUCAAGAAAGUUGUUCAUAUUUGUCUCACAACUAUCGCUCACGAUGUACUCAAGUUUACAACUACCAUAGACUCUUGAGUUGGGAUAAGACAAGAGGACUUCAUGUUGAUAUAUUCAAAGUUCCAAGCUGUUGUUCCUGCCAAGUCGAUGGUUACAGAGAAACCUUUCCCCCACUUGGAGGCACAAAACACAAAGAUUAUACACCAGUUCCUGACAAUAAUCCCUACAUCAGCAUAAACGACGAGAUUGACUACGAAGAUGAAGACGAUGAAGAUCCGGCAAAUGCUUAUCACUUUGGAGGUGGUUACACCAAAAAUAAUUAUCAAAAUUCUGAGCUUCUCCUAGAAAGUCAAAAUAUCAAAACUAAAGUAAAUCAUCCGGUUCAUAACCCAACAGUUGGAUCUUAUCUUAGUCCUCCAUCAGAUAGCUACGAGUCGAAAACGGUCCCGAAGUUUGCUAGACCAACUUACUAUACACAAUCCAGUAAUUCACUAAGUGGAAGUGGAAGAAGUCGAAAACCAUACAAACACUAUAUACCAAAUGAGUCAAGGGUUGAUGUGGGUGUACAAAGUACAGAACAAUCAGAUCUUGAAAUAAAGACCUAUGCUAUAAAUGACAAUUCACGAGUACAUCAAAAACGUAAACGACUUUAUUCUGGAGCAGCGAAUGCUGAAAAUCCAUUUCAAUCAUCAGGACCAGUAUAUGCAUCAAGCUCCAUUUCCAGUUAUAUCACAUCUCCAGAACUAACAUCAACAACAUCUUCUCAUAAUAUUGACUUAAAUGCAAAUUUUAGAAAUUCAAAUAACCGAAAGGAAGUUCUCAAUGGAAAACGAAUAAAUUACAAUUAUCAUCCGAUUAUUGACUUUUUCGAAAGCCAUCAAAAGUCUGCAAAAGGUCAACAUGUAAUUCGAAAUACUGCAACAAAUUCCAUACCAAUAAGUAGUGCUGAAUCGAGUACAUCUAGAGAUCGAAGAAUUGGAUUCGGAAUGGAAGGAGCUGAAAGUAAUUGGCAUCCAGUUGUCGUUAAAAGUUAGAUUAUAAUGUCCUUUCGUUUUUUUAAAACAUUAUUUAUUAAUUUGUUUAGUUUUU
Episyrphus balteatus (marmalade hoverfly) is the source of this 2488-nucleotide messenger RNA. It is a transcript of the gene NT1, whose product is annotated as neurotrophin 1. Gene Ontology annotation, biological process: central nervous system formation; regulation of Toll signaling pathway; innate immune response. The record is from RefSeq and is a predicted model, not a curated record. The coding region runs from base 1 to 2433 and encodes 810 amino acids. NCBI's taxonomy places the organism in Eukaryota, Metazoa, Arthropoda, Insecta, Diptera, Syrphidae. Gene Ontology annotation, cellular component: extracellular region. Gene Ontology annotation, molecular function: growth factor activity; Toll binding. The transcript has 5 exons.